Nestor notabilis (Kea) is the source of this 2318-nucleotide messenger RNA. It is a transcript of the gene SRBD1, whose product is annotated as S1 RNA binding domain 1. The transcript is spliced from 17 exons. NCBI's taxonomy places the organism in Eukaryota, Metazoa, Chordata, Aves, Psittaciformes, Psittacidae. Gene Ontology annotation, biological process: nucleobase-containing compound metabolic process; translation. Gene Ontology annotation, molecular function: structural constituent of ribosome; mRNA binding. The annotation marks the transcript as partial. The record is from RefSeq and is a predicted model, not a curated record.
GCCUUGUCAGAAAUAACAAACGUUGAACCGUGGGUAUGUGCAAACUUAAUUCGCCUCUUUAAAGAGGAAAACACAAUUCCUUUUAUUGCUCGGUACCGAAAAGAGCUCAUCAAUAAUCUGGAGGCUGAUGCCUUGCGAGAAGUGCAGCAAGCAUUGGAAGAGCUGCGUGCCGUUGCAAAGAAGACACAUACAACAAUACAGAAGUUGAAGAAAGAAGGGAAAUUAUCUGGAGGCCUUUUAACGGCAUUAUUAAAUUGCAGAACUUCGGAAGAAUUAGACCAUGUGUCUGCACCUUAUAAAACUGGGAGUAAAGGCACCAAAGCCCAGAGGGCCAAGCAGCUGGGAUUGGAACCUGCUGCUCUCUCCAUCCUGCAGAAUCCUAUGGAACUCAAUCUCUUUUCUUACAUUAGACCCAAUACCAAAGGUCUCUCAACUAUCCAGGAAGUAGAGGCUGGAGUACAGCAUAUUUUAGCUGACAUCUUUGCUAAAGAUAAAGAUACACUGGAUUUCAUCAGGAAAUUAUGUCAGCAAAGGUACAUUUGUAUCCAGUCAGCCUUGGCAAAAGUGUCGUCCAAAAGUGGAAAUGAAAAAGACAUUGAUAAAUUCCAACUGUACCAUGAGUUUUCUUGUAAUAUAAAGAGCAUUCAGCAUCAUCAGAUUCUGGCCAUUAACCGAGGGGAAAAUCUGAAGAUCCUGACAGUGAAGGUCAACAUUCCUGACGGGGUGAAGAAUGAAUUCUGUUGGUGGUGUGUCAAUGAAAGAUGGAGACCAAAACAAUUUUUAAAACCAGAAUUAAUGAGGAUACUACGGAAUUCAGUAGAGGAUGCGUAUAAACGUCUUAUACAUCCUCUCCUUUGUAGAGAAUUCAGAUCAAAGUUGACAUCUGAUGCAGAGAAAGAGUCUGUGAUGAUGUUUGGGAGAAAUCUUCGGCAGUUGCUUCUGACCAGCCCUGUGAGGGGACGUACUUUGAUGGGAGUCGAUCCUGGCUACAAACAUGGCUGCAAGUUGGCUAUUAUUUCACCAACCAGUCAGAUACUCCAUACUGAUGUUGUUUACUUACAUUCUGGUCAAGGAUUUUGUGAAGCAGAGAAGAUAAAGAGGCUUCUGCUACAAUACAACUGUAGCACUAUCGUGAUUGGCAACGGCACUGCCUGCAGAGAAACAGAAGCUUACUUUGCUGACUUAAUUAUGAAGAAGUAUUUUGCACCACUGGAUGUUGUUUACUGCAUUGUCAGUGAAGCAGGAGCAUCUAUCUACAGCGUCAGUCCAGAAGCGUCCAAGGAAAUGCCAGACCUGGACCCUAACCUGCGAAGUGCAGUUUCCAUAGCUAGACGCGUGCAAGACCCAUUAGCUGAGCUAGUGAAAAUUGAGCCCAAACACAUAGGAGUUGGAAUGUAUCAGCAUGAUGUAUCACAGACUUUGCUCAAAGCAACUCUGGACAGUGUGGUUGAAGAGUGUGUCAGCUUUGUAGGAGUUGAUAUUAACAUCUGCUCAGAAAUACUAUUAAGACACAUUGCAGGACUGAAUGCUAACAGAGCUAAAAAUAUAAUUGAAUGGCGAGAGAAGAACGGGCCAUUUAUAAACCGAGAACAGCUCAAGGAAGUUAAAGGUCUGGGUCCCAAGUCAUUCCAACAGUGUGCUGGAUUCAUCAGAUUCAAUCAAGAAUACAUAAAGACCUUCUGCAGUAAUAAGAAAACUGAACCUGGAAGUCAUGUGCUUCUGACUAAAGCAGGUGCACAGGGUAAAAAGAAGGGUAAACCAACACCAUACGCCUCACAACAACCCAAUCCUUUGGACCAAACUUGUAUUCAUCCAGAGUCUUACAACAUUGCAAUGAGGUUUUUAUCGUUGAUUGGAGGAAAUGCAAAUGACAUAGGAAAAUCAGAUAUGCAGCAAAAAGUAAACGCAGUAAUUCAAAAGGAAGGUCUGGAAGGCACAGCCAAAAGGCUAAAUACAACGGUGCACACACUGCAGCUGAUCAUUGAUGGUCUGACUCAGCCUGAAGGCUUUGACAUCCGAACAGAUUUUGAUAAACCUGACUUCAAGAGAAGCAUAGUCUGCUUUGAAGACUUAAGUGUUGGUGCUAUUCUGACUGGAAAAGUUGAAAAUGCAACACCAUUUGGAGUUUUUGUUGAUAUUGGUGUGGGAAAAGCAGGUUUGAUUCCAGUGCGAAGCAUAACAGAAGCAAAACUUUCUAAAGUGAAAAAGAGAAGAAGCCUGGGCUUAGGUCCUGGAGAAAGAGUGGAAGUUAAAGUGCUUAAUGUCGAUAUUGCUCGAUUGAGGAUAACGUUGGAUCUUAUUCGUGUUUUAUGAGAGGG